AUUCAAAGAGAUUCCUCCUCAGUCAAAAUUUCUCAGCCGACUCGCGAGCACACGCUGUGCUGCUUCUUCCUGCGUUUUUCGCUUUGCUUUCGUCGUCGCGGGUGUGUGUUUGUGUUGGUGGGAGUGGUUAAGUGUGUGUGCAGUGCGUGUGCCGCUAUUUGUUAAUUGUUUAUAAUCCCGAUUUAAUAACACCCAACGGCCAUGUUGCACUUUAAUUGCUUCUAAACGCAAAAUGCACACUGAUAAACGCAAACGACAAAAAUAAUAAAAAUAACAACACAAAAAUCAUAAGAAUGCCGGCAAACAAAGCGGUGUAUUAGUGUGCGGGCUUUUGUGUGGGUGCCUUUGAGUUUGCCGAAAAUAUUUACCGCAAAAAGAACAAACAGAACCAAAUAUAAAAUCGAAGUCUAAUCGAAGCCAAGCAACAACAACAAAAGCCGGCGAAAUUACCUGCCUCUCGCUCUCUCUUUCUAUUUCAAAAAAAAAAAGAGAGUUAAUCAGAGUUAUCAAAAUGCAACAGCUACAGCAACAACAAAAUCUGCAUUGCAGAAGAAAAGCAACAACAACAGCAACAUCAACUGCCCGCCUUGUGAUAUUUAGCAGUCUUCUAUUACUGCUCACCACCCACUUUCCACCCAUUGUUCGAGCAGAGAAUGGCGCUACACCUCAAGUUGCCGCCCUUGCUGCCCCCAAUCCAGCGGGAGGUGUGGCAGGAUCAUCGAUCAUUGAUCAAUUCAGUCCAAACUGCAGUGCUGUGACGCAUAUUUUCCAGGCGAGAGGAAUCGAUGUCAUCGAUAUACCCCAAAAACCCAGUAACGAACGAGUCCUGCGUUACUGCGAAUCCCCCUCAGUGGGCACCUGCUGCACCUACAACAUGGAGACCCGAAUGGCCAUGCAGUCACGCCAGCAGCUUGAAGGGCAUACCAAGGAGCAGAUCUCUCGUAUGUCUGGAAUCCUGGGCAGCAAGGCCACCAAGUUCAAAGAUAUUUUCACAGCCCUGCUGAAAGAGUCACGAACUCAGUUCAAUAGCAUGUUCAUACGUACCUAUGGCGUGAUCUACGAGAGAAAUUCGUACGUCUUCUCGGAUCUCUUCAAGGAGCUGGAAACUUACUUUGCCAAUGGUCGAGUGGACUUGCUAGAGGUCAUGGAUAAGUUCUUCAAUACGCUGUACCAGAAGAUGUUCACUGUACUGAACACCCAGUAUACCUUUGAUGAAAACUACAUGCGAUGCGUCAGCGAGCAUAUGAAGGAGCUAAAGCCCUUUGGGGAUGUUCCGGACAAGCUGUCCGUGCAGAUCAAGCGAUCCUUUGUGGCCACUCGCACCUAUGGACAGGCUCUGACCACUGCCUCGGAGGUGGCCAAAAAGGUUCUGAAUGUCCGCCUGAAUGCCGACUGCACUGGAGCCCUGACCAAGAUGCAGCACUGUGGAGCCUGCAAGGGCUACACGGAGAAGCCCUGCACCAACUACUGUGUGAAUGUGAUCAAGGGUUGCCUGCACUACCAGCAUGAGUUCGACAGCGAAUGGGAGAACUUUGCAAUGGCCAUGGACAAGGUGGCGGAGCGUCUGCUGGGUUCCUUUAAUAUAGUGAUGGUGGUGGAACCACUCAACAUCAAGAUCUCCGAGGCCAUCAUGAACUUCCAGGACUCUGGCCAGGACAUCACCAAUCGCGUUUUCCAAGGCUGUGGCAGACCCAAGUUGAAGAAAAUGAAGCGUUCCGUCAGCCCCAAAUUGCAUGGAGUCCAGGUUCUUAAUGCAAAGAGUCCCGUAGAGGCGGAUACCCUCGAUAUUGAUGAGACUCUAGAUGAGGCGAUAGUACUGCGAGAGCGCAGAGCAGCUGACCCAGGUUCCCAGGAGUCCUCAGGACAGCAAUCCCAGGAGCAGAGUGGCGGAAAGGGUGGAAAUGGUGGUGGAAACGGUGGCGGAGGUGGAGGCGGAGGUAACAACAGGCGGCAACAGCAACGACGCAAGCAACAGCAACAGCGACGCAAACAACAAAACAAUCGCGACGACAACGAUGACGAUGACAAUGAGAGUGGAGGCGGUGGACGAGAACCGAUUCUGGACAGGACCGUCAGGGAUAUUCGUCAGCGGGUGAAGGACUACAAAAAGUUCUGGUCCAACUUGCCACAUUCCGUUUGCAGUAACGAGGAUAUAGCCUCCAGUUCCGAUGUGGAUGGCAUGUGCUGGAAUGGUCACACCAUCGACAGGUACAUGCACUCCAUUACCACAGAGCACGGCUCGAAUCCGGAGUUCAAUGGCAAUCCUGCCAGCACUAAGCAAACAGCUCAGAUGUCCGCGCAACUUAGCCACCUGAAAAAUGCCAUUAUCCAUCUGCGAAAUGCCUACAACGGUCAGGAUGUUGAGUGGAGCGAACAAGAAGAACUUCCAUAUGCCGGCAGUGGAGCAGGCUCUGGAUCCGGCUCUGAAGACGACGAGGACGAUGACGAGGGCUCUGGCCUGGGACCGUUCGAACCAAGCCACAAACCGGAUGUAGAGCGUCCUUCGGUGGAUGCUGACAAUGAUGAUGACGAAGAUGCCGGUGGCCGAUCUCACUUGCCAACGCACACAUCUCGUCCGACAACCGGCGUGGACGAUAAGAAUCCACUCAUACACACCACGCACUUUGACCAAGAUAACAACGAUCUGGAUGAGGAUCAUCGGCAGGAGGAGGAUGAUGAGGAUUCAGAUGGCGGCCAUGGCGGUUCAGGGGCCGAUGACCAUCGAUCAUCCGAUGCCCCUGAGAAGAUGACGCUGCGUCGCGCUCUGGUUGUUUAUCUACUGCCGCUUUAUAUGGCGUGGUUCGGUGGCGUCUGCGCCGAUUUGCUGUGAUUACUCAACGUGCGAAAGGCAGCCAAGGUGGAGCACGGCUGCAUCCCCCCCUUACACCUCUCAGUCAUUCAUCCGUGAAGCAAAAUGUUAUUAGCAGAACUACAUGCAACCCUUAUAUACGAAAUGCGAGUCCAAAAUUUUAUAAAAACUUUUGAUAGAAGCAAUCAAAACACGCAAUCGAGAAUAAUAUAUAUUUAGUCGUUUUUCGAAUUUUACCCGCGUUAGGAAUUUGCAAAUUUGAAUUUAGAUUUAAAACUCCCAUGACAUUAAGCUCGUGAAUUCAUGAGCUGAGGCAAUAUAUUCUUUAAAUCUAAAAAUUCAUUUUUGUAAGCUGCCCGCCCGCUAAUGUAAAAAUCGGAAAAUGCCUGAUUAAAGGCGUUUCUUGAAUGAAACGCGUUUAGGAGAACAAGAAAUUAGUGGAGGAGAGAGAAUACGUAACGAGCCCAUUUUAGUUUAGUAAGACCCAGCCCUAAAAAAAAAAAAAGAAAAACGCCCCCCUGUUCCCCCCACACUCUAAGUCUAAGUGCGAAAUUGUAAUUUGUAAGCCAGAGAGCGAAAGAAUGAGCCAAGUGAAUGAAUGUCGGAGUGAGUGCUUUUAUCGAGUGUGAGUGCGAGAGCGGAGUGCCUGUUCAAUGUGAUCGUUUAGCAAAAAUUAACUAUAAACACUUUAGCCCCUAGAGACCUAAGCGAAGAACAUACCUACUACACCUAUACCUACAUCUAAACACACACACACACACAUAUUUAAUUUUUAUUAUAUUUAUAUGCGUAUAGGCGUAUAUGUAACAAGCAAAUUUGCCACAGCACACGAAUUCAAUUAGCCCCCCCAUAAAAACAUGAACAGCAAUAACUAAUUUGUAAUAUUUUAUAGUCUAACUGAUAACUCUUAAAAGCUAAAGUCUAAUUUACGUUUCAAAUGGCCAUAGAAAAGCGUCCGAGCCACGGCUUUUGUAAUUUUUGUAUCUUUCGUAGACAGCCCUGACUUUU
This is a messenger RNA of Drosophila eugracilis, 3817 nucleotides long. RefSeq names its product glypican-6 (gene dlp). Bases 512 to 2830 code for a protein of 772 amino acids. Gene Ontology annotation, biological process: regulation of protein localization to membrane; regulation of signal transduction; cell migration. NCBI's taxonomy places the organism in Eukaryota, Metazoa, Arthropoda, Insecta, Diptera, Drosophilidae. Gene Ontology annotation, cellular component: plasma membrane; cell surface; synapse. The transcript has 8 exons. The record is from RefSeq and is a predicted model, not a curated record.